Molecule: messenger RNA, 1165 nt
Organism: Rasamsonia emersonii CBS 393.64
Lineage: Eukaryota; Fungi; Ascomycota; Eurotiomycetes; Eurotiales; Trichocomaceae
Exons: 3
Source: RefSeq, a predicted model, not a curated record
AUGUCCGACGAGGAAGAGUACUACGAAGAUGAAUAUGACGAUGAUUGGUUGUGGUACGAUGACGCGAGCCUGGGCGUUGCUGAUGAUCUCGCCGAGGCCGCUACUUAUUCCCCUGUUAUAGUUGACGACCCGUCUCUCGAUACGGUAGAGAGCUUCAGUGACUGGGAAUAUUAUUCGGACGAUUUUUAUGAUGACGAUCCCACGGUUUUGCGGCGGCGACGGGCCGUAAAGGCAUUACAAGAGGCAGAAAACCAAAUCGAUGGCCCCCGAGGAAGAAGAAGCGAACGGCCUCUACGACUGAUGGGAUUCCUGAAUUAUACUGCGUCUUUCAAAGGCGUCAUCUGGAAAAAGCCGGAUAGCGCAGAGAAACAGCCCGAUCUGUAUGAGCCUGGCCAAUGCGAAAAGGUAGCUCUGUUCAAGGACUGGCGGGAAGUCUUCAAAGCUUCCCACUGUAAGAGCAACUGGUUGCGGGAACCUAGUCCACACAACCGGCUCCACCUUCAAGAGAACGGUGUCCAUGAGCUCACACCAUCUGGCCAAGAGGAUGGGGUCAUGGGUGAAGAUUAUUCACUGCUCCUGGAUCAGACGUCGGAUGGUCCGUACUCUCCGCCGCCCGUGUCGAUUGACGAAUUAGGAAAGCCUCCUCAUGAACCAAAGAUUACAAGAGCCCAACCUUUGAGAACUACGUCUCGGCUUAAGGAAGUCAUGACAGUUGACGACCAACUGACAAACAUGGCGACCCUUCUUACGUCUCCUGAGAGGGAGGAGGAAGUGAAGGAGGAGGAGGAGGAGGAGGAGGAGGAGGAGGAGGAGGCAACAACUCCCGAGAAGCUGGCAGGAUAUCAGCAGCUUCUCUAUGUGGAGAUACCGGCAGCUCCACCUCCGUCUUCGCCAAUGACCCCUUCGCAAAUGACUCCUAAGCGCCGCAGAGCGAAGAAACGACGAGCGUCUGCAGCUGUAGAAGAGGAGGGCUCGGCUGGGAAACGGAAACGUGUUGCUAAGAACACUGCAACAGUGGCCGCUAAGGAAGAUAGUAAUCGGCGGCGAUCAGCGCGAUUCUCAUUGUCGCAGGAACUGUCAGUCGCCAAAGAAGAUGCUAGUCGACGACGAUCAAAGCAGUUCUCAUUGUCCCAAGAACAGACAGUUGCUAAAGAAGAUGGUAAUC